This is a messenger RNA of Ilex paraguariensis (yerba mate), 1473 nucleotides long. The record is from the annotation of a GenBank genome assembly. NCBI's taxonomy places the organism in Eukaryota, Viridiplantae, Streptophyta, Magnoliopsida, Aquifoliales, Aquifoliaceae.
AUGGCCCAAGGGGACUUCAACCUUCUCUUCAAGUUAACCCUCACUUUUUCUCUUUUCAUUCCCUACGUUCUCUCUCGCACCAUAACUGAAAGCUCCCAUUCUCACACCACCGCUGUCCUCGACAUCUCAGCUUCCGUUCAACAAACACUUGAAGUCUUAUCUGUCAAACCAACUCAACACGAAGAAGAACUCAAUACAACCACACCCACUUCGUCGUCUUUACUCUCUCUCACAAUCCACCCACGUUCCUUUCUCAUCAAACCCCACCACAAUGACUACAAAUCUCUCACUCUCUCCCGACUCGCCCGCGAUUCAGCCCGGGUCAACUCACUCACAACCAAGCUCCAGCUUGCACUUAGCCCACUCAACAUCUCGUCUCUCCUACCGGUCGAGACCGUACUUCAGCCUGAAGACCUUCAAUCUCCGAUCACUUCAGGCGUAACUCAGGGAAGCGGCGAGUACUUCACCCGAGUCGGAGUGGGUCAACCCGCCAAGCCUUUCUACCUGGUCAUCGACACCGGUAGUGACAUCAACUGGCUCCAAUGUGAGCCCUGCUCCGAUUGCUACCAACAGUCUGACCCCAUUUUUAACCCGGCCCAGUCGUCCUCGUACAGACCUCUGUCUUGCGGGUCUCAACAGUGUUCCUCUCUCGAUAUUUCGGGCUGUCGGGCCGAGAAGUGUCUUUAUCAAGUCUCGUACGGCGACGGGUCGUUCACCGUCGGCGACUUGGCUACCGAAACGGUUUCGUUUGGAAGCUCAGGCUCGGUUCCGAACGUGGCAAUUGGAUGUGGUCAUGACAACGAAGGUUUAUUCGUCGGCGCGGCUGGCUUACUGGGACUCGGCGGCGGCUCACUGUCUUUAACUUCUCAGAUCAAAGCGACGUCGUUUUCUUACUGUUUAGUGAACCGUGAUUCGAGCUCUUCAUCGACUCUUGAGUUCAACUCGGCAGCACCCGGUGACUCGGUCUUGGCUCCGCUGCUUCGUAACUCGCGAAUCGACACUUAUUUCUACGUCGGACUCACCGGAAUCGGUGUCGGCGGCAAGUUGCUGUCAAUUCCGGCGGAAGUUUUCUCCGUUGAUCAGAGUGGAAAAGGAGGGGUAAUAGUUGACUCGGGAACGUCCAUAACUCGGUUACAGACUCAGGCCUACGACGCGCUCCGUGACUCGUUCGUGAAAUACACGCCGGACUUGCCGCGUGCGAGUUCGUUUGCUUUGUUCGACACCUGUUAUGACUUGUCGUCGAUGAGCAGAGUCAGCGUUCCAACGGUGUCGUUUCAAUUCGGAAGCGGUAAAACGCUGUCGUUGCACCCCAAGAAUUACCUGAUACCGGUUGAUUCCUCAGGGACAUUCUGUCUCGCCUUUGCUCCGACGAAAGGGUCACUGUCUAUCAUCGGUAACGUACAGCAGCAAGGGACACGUGUCAGUUACGAUUUGGCCAAUAAGGUUGUUGGGUUCAGUUCCAAUAAAUGUUAA